GUGCUCAUUCUCAGCUCAGUAUUUCUCUUUUGAUUCUCUCUCGCACUCCAUAUUCUCCCUAGCCAAGUGAGAGUAUUAAUCAUUAUUGCUUUGCGAAAAUUGUGUGUGUACGUGCGUGCGUAAGGCAACCUGUCGCAUGGCUCCCCUCCUAACAGGCAAAAGACGAUUCCUUUUUGGAGUUGUGUUUGGAAUUGAGAGAACGAGUUUAGUUUGUAUUCGACCGCCGCCUUUUGCGUUACUUUGUGAUUUUUAGCAAAACGCUGUAGAAUUUUGCCGGUAUUUCUUUUUCUUUGGUUGCCUUGCAACCACAGUUGUAUUUUGACAAAGAAUAGUAUCCAGUGCGGGUUUUGUUGUUGAAAUUGUUGCUUUUUUGCGUGGUGUGUUGUUCGAGGACAGUGAAUAUUGUUGCAAUCAUAAUGGCCAACUCCACAUUGUGUGCCAUAAUUGGCUGGGGAAGUGCAGUGCUGACAUUUAUUGGCACCAUAUAUUCCUGCGUUCUGCUGGCAAUCGAUAUUGACAGAUAUCAACAUGAAAGGGAAAAUCCGGAUGGAACCCUUUACUUUGUUAGUGAUUUUGAUUUGACAGAAGUUAUUAUUGCUGUGGUGGCCUUUGCGGCCAUGUUUAUAGCUUCCGUUUUAUUAAUAAUUGGUCUGCGAAAGAAACGUCAUCAGUACAUAGCCAUUUGGAUUGGUGUCACCGCUGUAUGUAUUGUCCUGAAUUUGUUGCGUUUGAUACGAAGUCAACGUUCAAUGGCUCAAAAUCUUUUGACUGUGGGCAUACAAGUCUGCUUAUGGUAUCCCAUUGUUAGCUACUACCGAGAUAUGCGUAAAGAUUUAGUUCCCACCACAGCUGAGGAGGAUCCCCUGGACUUUACAUCAACAUCAAAAAUUCAACAAAAUAACGUUGAUAAGCAAAAUCCUGCCGUACAGCCGCUAUAUCCCAAGAUACCAGGCGCAGAGCAAAAUGCUGCCGUUCCAUUGGAGAGAACCAAGUUAACGGGCGAGGAGAAACCCACAAAUACAACUUAUCCAACAUUACCAAAGGAGUGAAAGGAAAUAGCAAAAAUUUUAUAAGACUAUUUAUAUUCAAAAACCAAAGUGAAAAAAAAUUAAAUAAAUAUGAUAAUCAAUGUAAAAGUAAUAACAAACCUACAUAUAUAUUCUAAAAUGCCUUGA
Molecule: messenger RNA, 1175 nt
Organism: Musca domestica (house fly)
Lineage: Eukaryota; Metazoa; Arthropoda; Insecta; Diptera; Muscidae
Exons: 4
Coding region: 417-1049 (210 amino acids)
Source: RefSeq, a predicted model, not a curated record